AUGCACACCGAGUUCUCCGCACACCCCCCGCAGCGCCCGGCCUUCAAGCGCCCGGCCCCUAUUCCGUCCGUCCGGUUGAGGCGAUGGUCCAUUCCCCUCCUCGCCCUCGCAAUCGGCACCUACGGCUACACUCGUCUCGGCGCGAUGCAGGCUGACUCGCCCUACCAAGUGUCCAACCAACUAGCCGAGGAGGAGCGGCUGCGCAAGAACGCCCAGCUCAUGGAGGCCUACGGGUACAAAGACAACGUCGACGACCUGCAAAAGGCGCUGGAGGCGUAUGAGGUCCAGUGA
Aspergillus mulundensis is the source of this 291-nucleotide messenger RNA. RefSeq lists its product as uncharacterized. Bases 1 to 291 code for a protein of 96 amino acids. The transcript is spliced from 2 exons. Lineage: Eukaryota; Fungi; Ascomycota; Eurotiomycetes; Eurotiales; Aspergillaceae. The record is from RefSeq and is a predicted model, not a curated record.